This is a messenger RNA of Cutaneotrichosporon cavernicola, 996 nucleotides long. RefSeq lists its product as uncharacterized. The record is from RefSeq and is a predicted model, not a curated record. The coding region runs from base 1 to 996 and encodes 331 amino acids. Gene Ontology annotation, biological process: cytoplasmic translation. Lineage: Eukaryota; Fungi; Basidiomycota; Tremellomycetes; Trichosporonales; Trichosporonaceae. Gene Ontology annotation, cellular component: cytoplasm. The transcript has 12 exons. Gene Ontology annotation, molecular function: GTPase activity; GTP binding.
AUGGGCGUCCUACAGAAGAUCGAGGACAUCGAGAAGGAGAUGUCUCGGACUCAGAAAAACAAGGGUGAAGAUCCGCUGCGGACACAACUGACAGAAGCGACUGAGUAUCAUCUGGGUCUUCUCAAAGCCAAACUUGCCAAGUACCGUGCGCAGCUGCUCGAACCAGAAAAGAAGUCUGCCAAGGGCGAAGGCUUCGACGUGUUGAAGAGUGGAGACGCGCGCGUCUGCUUGAUCGGCUUUCCGUCAGUUGGCAAGUCGACACUGUUGUCCAAGACGACCAAGACCGAGUCGGCCGUGGGCGCGUACGAGUUCACGACAUUGACAGCUGUCGACGCUACAAAGUCGGACGAACAGCGUGCGAUGCUUGUCGCCGAGUUGGAGGAAGUCGGCAUCCGUCUUAACACCAAGUCACCAGAUGUCGUGUUCAAGCAGAAGACCGCCGGCGGGAUCACUAUCACGUGCACGGUCAAGCUCACAAAGACAGAUGAGCGCAUGAUCCGCUCCAUCCUCCAGUCGUAUAGGAUUCACAACUGCGACGUGAUGAUCCGCGAGGAUAUCACCAUCGACGAGUUCAUCGACGUUCUCCUUGGCACGCGCAAGUACAUCCCGGCGCUGACUGUCAACAACAAGAUUGACGCCAUUUCAAUGGAGACGCUCGACCACAUGGCACGCCAGGGCGACGGCAAGACCGUCAUGAUCUCGUGUGAGGCCGACCUCGGCCUCGACUGGCUCUUGGACGCAAUCUGGAAGGAGCUUGGUCUCGUCAAGGUGUACACCAAGAAGCGCGGGGAGCAACCCGACCUAGGUGACCCCAUCUGCCUCCGCGCAGGCGCCACGAUCGAGACUGUUUGUCACGGCAUUCACCGCGGACUCGCGUCGCACUUUAAAUACGCCCUCGUGUGGGGAAAGUCGAGCAAGUUUAACCCGCAGCCGCAAAAGGUCGGCCUCUCGCACCAAGUCAUGAACGAGGAUGUCGUCAGCAUCUUCACAAAGUAA